UGGAUUGUUAGUCUUUUGCAGUCAUUCAAGGCGAUCGGUUUAAAACAAAGAGAAUUUUUUGUUUUGUGAUAAUUUUGGGCGACAUUUCGUUUCUCGUACAAAGUGGUGCAGCUCUUGUGAAACACAUAAUGGCCAGGUCUCAGUUACAAGUGAUAUUUAUUUAUGUGGUCGUUACAGCGUUCAUUGGGUCAGGAUAUCCAAAUCACUAUCCAAUGAGAUGCUCGUCGAAGCUUGAAAUGGCACUUGAGAGAAUGUUAAGAAAAGACCAGUCACGUUCCGGAUUUCGGUCUCACAUUGACCUACCACCUUAUACUCAAUCUCCACUGACGACAAAGUCCUACUUUAGCAAUGUUAACGAGAAAAUGGACUACGAUUAUGACAGCGACGAGCGUGCCAUACCACAUCGUAACGUUGAAGUAGCAGAAUUACGGGUCCGACUACCGACGAACGCACGAUGGGUUCAUGUGGACAAAUGUACAUUUGUUCCAGAAAAUCGAACGCUAGACACACGGUUAGUCUUUCCAGAUUUAACAAUUUCGGGAAAGGUUUUUGUUCGACCACAUCAGGGUAACUGCGAAAUGAUAUUACGUUUACGCCGAGCUGGUAUUGAAUUCCACACUACACCAAUCGUUGAGGAACGGUCUCGUGCAGCAUCAGUACGAACAGAUUCACAUUUCGCCGAGCCUGGUUUCAUUUCCGUUUACGCCCAUGGCUGUGACGGUCUGAGUCCAUUCAAAUAUCGCCAAAAUUCAAAACGGAAUCCCAUUUUCGAUCAAAACAACGAUGAACAAAGACGUUACGAUUUCCCUCCGUACGGUCCUAACAGAUAUGAUCGAUACGAUCGGUUGGAUCGACCGCACAAUUUUAAAAAGCGAUCCAUAGACGAUGCACUAUUAACGGCCACGGAUGAUAUCCGAUUUGACGACGAACUUCUCGAUAACUCGAAUUCGCGCAGCGAGUCGAGAACAUUCGGUAACUACUUUGAUAACAACAGAGAAGGACAUCGGAUGGGUCAACCAUUUUCCGGUCAAUGGCAGAACGUUGAAUUGGCCAAUUCUGAUGAACAGGAUGACGCGUAUUCGAGAGAAUUGGAGGAUUUGUUUUCGAAAGGUGUUCGAAGCAUAUUGACGUCUUACAUGCAAAAAGCGCUCCAACCAGCGAUCAAAGAGACUUUAAUGGAAAGUAUGGGAUAUACAUUGUCAUACGGAUAAGCGUAAUGUCCAUCAUUUUUAUUAGAAGUAGGAGUGAUGUGGAAUGGAAGGUAUAGAGAAUGGUUGAUUGAUUUCUAUCAUCAUUUGGCUUUUGAACUUGAACAAAUUUUAGUUUGAAUUUAAAGCGUAGAUUUGGCUGUUAAAAUUAUUGUGAUCGUUUUUUCCAUUUAUAGUUUAAAUCACAAAAAUAUAGCGUAGCCCAAACGAAUC
Molecule: messenger RNA, 1421 nt
Organism: Bradysia coprophila
Lineage: Eukaryota; Metazoa; Arthropoda; Insecta; Diptera; Sciaridae
Source: RefSeq, a predicted model, not a curated record